UAUUUAAUCAUUUAUGUUUCAGAUUUUUUCUACAUUUAUGGAUAAUUGAAGUUUUGGUUUGAAAAAUGUUGAUUGAAAACCCUGAACUAUUGAGAACCUGGCUAACAGCUCAUCUCAAACCACUGUGUGAUGCGGAUCCAGUAGCGUUAGCCAAGUAUGUUCUAGCACUUAUUAGAAAGGAUAAGCCUGUAGAUGAACUGCGAGAUACCAUGGUUCAGCAGAUGGACGUGUUCCUGCAGGCUGAAACCCUCGGGUUCAUCGAUAUACUCUUCCAAGUUGUAGAGUCUAAGGAGUAUGAGUUACCCCCGAAGGCUGAGGAGGAGGAGAACGGUAAAGGAGAGCUGAAGGGUGAGGAGGAGAGGAAUGAAGUUCAACAUGAAGCUGACUCUACUACACCUAUCAGGGAAGGACUUAAGGAUGAGGUGAAAAAGGACGAGGACGAUAGAAGGAAAUACCGAGGAUCCCCGCCUCCCCCCGCCAGAAGGCGGGUGAACAGAACGCCUCCCCGCCGGUAUAGAGAGCGGUCAUUCUCACCUAGACAUGAUCGAACUAGGGUUGUCCGCCGUAGAUCUAGAUCACCUUUGGUCCGGCGAGGACGUCCUCUGAGCAGAUCUCCGCCCCGACACCGUCCUCGAUCACUGGACAGGUACCGGUCUCCUCCUAGACGUGGGACAUCACGUGACUCUACACCUACAAGGGACGAAGGAGGGUACAAUCCUAGUUCUAAGAGAAUACGGUGUCGAGACUACGAUGAGAAAGGUUUCUGUCUGAAAGGAGAUCUUUGUAAAUUUGAUCAUGGAACUGAUGCUGUUGUACUAGAGGAUAGUUCGAAAGCUCCGCUUGGGUAUCAGCCCGGUCAACCUGUAACCGAACCCUAUAUUCCCGGCAUUGGUGUGCCCGGUAUUCCAUUUCCUCCGCCGGCCAUAUCUGUCCCUCCGCCCGGAUAUCCGGUCCCUGGUAUGAAAAGGGCGUAUGAUGGCGGUCAUGAGCCAGCAAGUAAAAGUUCUAGGUUUGACUAUUCCCGGGUUGGAGGCCGGGGUCGAGGUCGAGGAGGCCGAGGGGGUGGACGAGGAGGAGGUGGAGCAAGUAAUAUGUUGGCAGUCAGGAAUAUUCCUCCUGAGUUUAAUAGCAUCACACAUCUGAACGCACAUUUUGCUCGGUUUGGCAUGCUUCAAAACAUUCAGAUUAACUUCGAGGGUGACCCUGGUAGUGCCCUUAUAUCUUUCUCCAACAAUUCCGAGGCCAAUGCAGCAUUCAACAGUUCAGAGGCUGUUAUGAACAACAGAUUUAUCAAAGUUUUCUGGCACAUGAACAAAUCUGCCUUCAAGGACAGAACUGGAACUGCUGGAUCUAGUCCCCUGGUGCUGGUUACUGGAGACCGUAUUACCAAGACCUUGGUGAACGAGGAGAUGAGGGAGGGGGAGGAGGGGAACAGAGUCAAGGAGGAGAGAGAGAAGGCAGUCAUCGCGAUACAGAAGAAUCAGGACAUGUUACAGACUAAAGCAGAUCUGAUGAAGAAGAGUGAAGAGAAAAGAAAGGAAGCUAUGAAACAACAGGAAACUCUAAUCAAAUCUAAACAGGGAUUACUGGAUGGAUAUCUAGAACAGCAGAAGGUUCUGAUCUCUAAGCUGGAGAAGGGUAAGGGCAGUAUGAAGGCUGAGGAUAAGAAAACGAUCAUGGAUCUAAUUAAGGAACUCUCAAACUCUAUAGACAGAACAAAAGAAGAGAUAAAGACGUCGCUCACAAUAUCCAGUGUAAAGACUAAAACUUUGAAAGAGAUCCAGAAAGAACUGCUUGAUGCAGAAAUGGAACUGUUUACUAGUCAACAGGAUGGGUCAGAUUCCACAGCAGAGAUUCAACAGAAGGUUAAUUUACUCCGUCUUGAGGCUGCUAAAUGCGGAUUUCUUCCAACCUCAAGACCAGCUCGAGGCCGUGGAGGAUUUCGGGCUCGAGGGUUCAGGGGCAUGUAUACACCUAGAGGAGCCUGGAGGGGGGCUAGAGGCCGAGGCCGAGGGUUUACCCUUUCUCCUGGAAGUAGUACUCUUGACCGUAGACCGAGUAGAAUACUCGUCUCCGGAUACGAACUGGACGAUAAGGACGAUAUUCUUGUACAUUUCCAGAAAUUCGGCGAGAUAACUGAUAUAAUGGAGGACCAGGCUACCCCCUCGGUUAUACUGAAAUACAAAACAAGAAGAUUUGCAGAGACUGCUAUGUCUUCCGGUAAGAAUUUCAACGACCGUGUACUGCAACUCUCAUGGUACAACCAGGGUACACCUGAUAGGGAAGCUGAACCUCAGUAUACUGGAGAAGAGGAGGUGCCUGAUGACGACUAUACUCCUCCUCAACAUGAUUAUCUUCCUCCUGGUCUACAGGAACAUGAAGACAGUCUCUCACAGGGAAGUCUCGCUGAGGAGGAAGGUGAAGGUGAUGAAGAACUAGGAGCCGAGGAUCUAGGGGACGAGGAGGAGGAGCAGGUCGAAGAGGAGGAGGAAGAGCUUAACGAAGGUCUGCUCGAUGAUGAUGACGAGGAUGAAGAGGAGGAGGAGAGAAGCUGGAAGAGGAGGAAUGCUGACGAAGAUUGAAAAUUCUUCAAUCGUUUAUCGAGAUUUUUUUAUUGCACAGUUUCAUCGUUUGUAUGUAUCUGCACUAUUGUCGUCUCAAGAAAAAAUGUUAUGAAUAUUUUGAAAUAAAGAAGAGAAAAAAUAAA
Molecule: messenger RNA, 2707 nt
Organism: Eurytemora carolleeae
Lineage: Eukaryota; Metazoa; Arthropoda; Copepoda; Calanoida; Temoridae
Gene: swm
Product: RNA-binding protein 26
Exons: 24
Coding region: 66-2582 (838 amino acids)
Biological process (GO): mRNA processing
Cellular component (GO): nucleus
Molecular function (GO): RNA binding; metal ion binding
Source: RefSeq, a predicted model, not a curated record